Messenger RNA from Sceloporus undulatus (fence lizard), 1186 nucleotides. RefSeq names its product chromosome 8 C7orf50 homolog (gene CHLSN). The coding region runs from base 225 to 827 and encodes 200 amino acids. The transcript is spliced from 5 exons. The record is from RefSeq and is a predicted model, not a curated record. NCBI's taxonomy places the organism in Eukaryota, Metazoa, Chordata, Lepidosauria, Squamata, Phrynosomatidae.
CACCUAGCGUCGAAAUGCUCGCGCCGAGGGAGGGGACAAAAGAGCGAUACUGGACUCUCAUUGGUUGAGCUGUUUGAUGGUUGCGCAAGGGAGCCAGUAAGAGGUCGCGCGCGGCCGUUCUGAGGCGGCAAGAGCGAAGCCGGUUGAAGUGAGGGCGACAGUUCGUGGAGUGCGAGCUGUUGAAUAUAGACGGCUCAAGAACAGACAAAACUGCAAAUAACAAAAUGGAAAAGGGAAAGAAAAAAACGAAGCCUCUCACGUCAAGAAAGGAAAAGAUGGAGAAGAAGAAACCGAAGCUUCUCAUGUCAGAGAAGGAGCAACAGGCGCAUGAACCGAAGAUGAAAAAGCAAAAAUUGGAGAUGAGCAAGCAAAAAAAGAAUCAGGAAGAGGAAGAAACUGAAGAAGAGCUUUCCCCAGAGGAGAAGAGGACACUGGAAAGAAAGAUGAAAAAAGAGCGCAAGAAGGAAGAAAGGAAAUUAAUGCGAGAAGCAGGAAUCAUCACUAAGAAAGAAGUACCUAAGAAACCGUCAGGUUUGGAGUUGGCAUUGAACUACCUAACUAACUGGUCUGAGAGCCCCAGAGAAUGGAAGUUUCAAAAGACAAGGCAAACGUGGCUUCUGUUACACAUGUAUGAUAAAGAAAAGGUUCCUGAUAGCUAUUUUUCCAUUUUGCUGCGGUACCUUGAAGGCCUCCAAGGCAAUGCGCGAGAGACGACCGUGCAGAAAGCAGAAGCCUUGAUGAAGGAAUAUGACAAGUCCGAAACAGAAGAUGCUAGCCUUUUGGAGAAAUGUGAGCGCAUUCGGAAAGUUCUACAGCUGUUGUCCUGAAGUCACCAGAUCUUGUCAGGCUUCCCUAGAUCCAUACAUCUGCAUCAUGAUAUGAGACCAGAGCCUUUGCAGGGCUCCUUUGAAAGUCAGACACAACAUUCAGCUUUAAUCAAAACGAUGCUUUUAAUCUCCAGCCUCCUGGUUUUUGAGCAAAUCUCUUCCAAGGUUUGAAAGGUGUUGAAAAUAAUUGUGAAAUAGAGUGGGUCAGUCAGUAUUGAAACCAAUUACACUUGGACUCAAACCUCUUAUUUUAGGAAUCUGUUUCUUUUAGCCUUUUCCAGUGUAUUUUUAUUAGGAUUUUCAUCUGUUCAUUGCAAAAAAACAAAAACAAAAUAAAAACUCAAUAGUUUUAAACCAAA